AUGCUUCUGGAUGCUGGACCGCAGUAUCCCGCUAUAGGAGUCACUACCUUCGGAUCGUCUCGCCACCACUCCACGGGCGAUGUAACGGACAGAGAAGUGGGGCUGGGGAUCAACCCCUUCGCCGACGGAAUGGGCGCCUUUAAAAUUAACCCCAGCACACACGAGCUGGCCUCUGCCGGCCAGACCGCCUUCACCUCGCAGGCACCCGGCUACGCGGCGGCGGCGCUGGGGCACCACCACCACCCGACCCAUGUCAGCUCCUACUCCAGCGCAGCCUUCAACUCCACCCGGGACUUUCUCUUCCGCAACCGGGGCUUUGGCGAGGCGGCGGCGGCCAGCGCCCAGCACAGCCUCUUCGCUUCGGCCGCGGGCAGCUUCGCCGGACCCCACGGACACACUGACGCUGCAGGACACAUACUUUUCCCGGGGCUUCACGAGCAAGCCGCGAGCCACGCUUCUCCCAACGUGGUGAACGGGCAGAUGCGCCUGGGCUUCUCCGGAGACAUGUACGGGAGGCCAGAUCAGUACGGCCAGGUCACUAGCCCCCGAUCUGAGCACUAUGCAUCCACUCAGCUCCACGGCUACGGCCAUAUGAACAUGAACAUGGCAGCCCACCAUGGGGCAGGGGCCUUCUUUCGCUACAUGAGGCAGCCCAUCAAGCAGGAACUCAUCUGUAAGUGGAUUGAGCCCGAGCAAUUGUCAAACCCCAAAAAGUCCUGCAACAAAACUUUCAGCACAAUGCACGAGCUGGUGACUCAUGUCACAGUGGAGCACGUUGGAGGACCCGAGCAGUCCAAUCACAUAUGUUUCUGGGAAGAGUGUCCAAGAGAGGGGAAACCUUUCAAAGCCAAAUAUAAACUUGUAAAUCACAUCAGAGUCCACACAGGUGAAAAACCCUUCCCCUGCCCUUUCCCAGGCUGUGGGAAAGUGUUUGCCAGAUCAGAAAAUCUCAAAAUACACAAAAGAACUCACACAGGUGAAAAACCAUUUAAGUGUGAAUUCGAGGGCUGUGACAGGCGCUUUGCAAAUAGCAGCGACCGCAAAAAGCAUAUGCAUGUGCACACUUCUGACAAACCCUAUCUCUGCAAAAUGUGCGAUAAGUCCUACACUCACCCAAGUUCCCUCAGAAAACACAUGAAGGUCCAUGAGUCAUCCUCCCAGGGGUCCCAGCCUUCUCCCGCCGCCAGCUCAGGCUAUGAAUCCUCAACGCCCCCAACAAUCGUGUCUCCAUCUACAGAAAACCAGACCACAAGCUCCUUAUCCCCCUCCUCUUCAGCAGUCCAUCACACGUCCAGCCACAGCACGCUUACAUCAAAUUUUAACGAAUGGUACGUUUAA
Molecule: messenger RNA, 1338 nt
Organism: Emys orbicularis (European pond turtle)
Lineage: Eukaryota; Metazoa; Chordata; Testudines; Emydidae
Product: zinc finger protein ZIC 1
Exons: 3
Coding region: 1-1338 (445 amino acids)
Biological process (GO): regulation of transcription by RNA polymerase II
Cellular component (GO): nucleus
Molecular function (GO): RNA polymerase II cis-regulatory region sequence-specific DNA binding; DNA-binding transcription factor activity, RNA polymerase II-specific
Source: RefSeq, a predicted model, not a curated record